Messenger RNA from Verticillium alfalfae VaMs.102, 1242 nucleotides. Its product is annotated as MIZ zinc finger protein. The coding region runs from base 1 to 1242 and encodes 413 amino acids. The transcript is spliced from 6 exons. The record is from RefSeq and is a predicted model, not a curated record. Gene Ontology annotation, molecular function: SUMO ligase activity; zinc ion binding. Gene Ontology annotation, biological process: protein sumoylation. NCBI's taxonomy places the organism in Eukaryota, Fungi, Ascomycota, Sordariomycetes, Glomerellales, Plectosphaerellaceae.
AUGCUUGAUUACACGAACAAUGCCCCUGCACAACCCGCUCGAUCAUAUUUCAGUGGGAGCAAUCUCAACGGCGGCGGUGCACAUGUCGGCCUCGGGCACGCUGUAGGCUAUCACGGGGGUUCUCAGAUGAGUCUUCAGUUUAAACCCAGUCCCUUCUACGAGAUAAGAAGACCAGUAGGCCCGAUCCGCACCUGCGAAGUGCUAGCGAUGAGCCAGCACAGGAACCUGGUGACUAUCAAGAUCAGGGCCAGUGAACACGCUGCACUCCAGCAGUGUAUCACGGACAAGUCUUUCCGUGUCAUGGUUUUCUGCGCUGGCGAUAAAAAUGGCAUUCAAGACAUUGCGUUUCCACAUCAGUCAGAGGUCAAAGUAAAUGGUGGCGAGAUCAAGGCAAACCUCCGGGGGCUGAAGAACAAGCCUGGCUCGACACGCCCCGUCGACAUUACAGACGCCUUGCGACUGAAACCUAGCAACUAUGAGAACAACGUUGAACUGAUCUACGCGCUCACGACAAAGCCGUUCUACGUAGCCGUUUACCUAUGUAAGACAACGUCGGUGCAAGACCUCGCGGCCAGGAUCGAACAUGGCAAAAAGAUACCCAAAGCCUCUGUCAUCUCAGAGAUCCGCAAAGAAGCAGCCGACACGGAUAUUGUUACGACGUCGCAAGUCCUGUCAUUGAAAUGUCCACUGAGCUACAUGCGGUUGGCUAUCCCUUGCCGUUCCUACGUUUGCAAGCACAUUCAGUGCUUUGAUGCCACUUCCUAUCUUCAAUUGCAAGAACAGGGUCCUCAAUGGCUGUGUCCCAUCUGCAACAAAAGCGCGACUUAUGAGAGUCUUGCUAUUGACGAAUAUGUCAAAGACAUUUUGGCCAACACGUCGAAAGAUCUGGAGCAAGUGACAAUAGAGCCCGAUGCGCAGUGGCAUGCUCAAUCUUCCGUCGAUGACCAUAACCCGUAUAGAGGUAAUCAAUCGGCAGCUCUCGACGACGAUGACGACCUGGAAAUCUCCGAGAUCAGCAUUGUAGGAGGUCGUAAAUACGAAACGCCCUCCCGUUCGCUACAGGGGACCGCAACCCCGACAACACGGGAUAGUUCGUCGAUGCCCCGCGGCCUGUGGUCUGUUAGUGGCAAGAGGCCGGCCCCGCAGGAGAUUGUAGACUUGACUCUGGAUUCCGAUGAUGAUGAUGCGCCUCCUCCUCGAAAGAAGCAACAUUUGUCUGUCCCGGAACUUGGAGACUAUUGA